GGGUGAGGGUCGGUGGGGGUGAGUGCAAGUGGUUCUGGCACGGCCCGGAGACCUGCGGUAUCGUGAGGAGUGACUUCUACAAUGACGUCCAUCAGCAAGAACCUCUCCAGCCAGGGCAACCACACAUCUCUCAAGCAGGAACCCCCACAGGAGGAUCACCAGGCUCGCUUCGAACGCAGCAUCCGACGGCCUCGCUCGCGGUCGCGCACGGGCUCGUACGACAGCUUCGCCCUAGAUAGCUCGGAUGAGGAGGGGGUGUCGCCCCGGGAGACGGCGGGGGACGAUGAUUACUGCGUGAAGGACGCGAGUCGUGCAGAGCUGGGACGACGAGAAAUCAGCAUCGCGCAGCAGGACAUGCCGGCGCUCAUGGCGCUGAGGAAGAGAGCGGAGCGAGACAGCCCUCUCGCCGGGGCGCGCAUCGUUGGCUGCACGCACGUCACGGCGCACACCGCGGUGCUGAUUGAGACGCUGUGCGACCUCGGAGCCGAGUGUCGCUGGGCGGCGUGCAACAUCUACUCCACACACAACGACGUGGCCGCUGCACUGGCUGAGGCCGGGUGCUCGGUGUUCGCCUGGAAGGGCGAGUCAGAGGAGGACUUCUGGUGGUGCAUCGGGCGCUGCGUGUACUCGGAAGGCUGGAAACCGAACAUGAUCCUGGACGACGGGGGGGACCUGACGCACUGGAUGUACCGCAAGUACCCCAACGUGUUCCGCCAGCUCAAGGGCGUCGUGGAGGAGAGCGUGACCGGCGUGCACAGGCUGUAUCAGCUGUCGAAGUCCGGCAAGCUGACCAUCCCGGCCAUCAACGUCAACGACUCCGUCACCAAGCACAAGUUCGACACGCUCUACACCUGCCGCGAGACCGUGCUCGACGGGCUGAAGCGCUCGUGCGACGUGAUGCUGGGCGGGAUGCAGGCUGUCAUUUGUGGCUACGGAGAGGUCGGCAAGGGCUGCUGCGCUGCGCUCAAGGGCCUCUGCUCCAUCGUGUACGUCACCGAGGUCGACCCCAUCUGUGCUCUGCAGGCGUGCAUGGACGGUUUCCGAGUGGUGAAGCUGGGCGAGGUGGUGAGUUUGGUGGACAUCAUCAUCACCUGCACCGGGAACAAGCACGUGGUGCGGCGUGAGCACAUGGAGCGGCUCAAGGGAGGAGCGAUCGUGUGCAACAUGGGACACUCCAACACCGAGAUCGACGUGGCCAGCCUGCACACCACUGAGCUCACGUGGGAGCGAGUUCGCCCCCAGGUCGACCACAUCAUCUGGCCGGAUGGCAAACGCAUCACCCUGCUGGCCGAGGGCCGGCUGCUGAACCUGAGCUGUGCCGGCGUGCCGACAUGCGUGCUGUCCGUCACCGCCACCACGCAGGCCCUGGCUCUCAUUGAGCUGAACAACGCGCCCGAGGGCCGCUACAAGCGCGACGUCUACCUCCUGCCCAAGAAGCUCGAUGAGUACGUGGCCAGCCUCCACUUGCCGUCAUUCGGUGCGAGCCUCACCGAGCUGUCUGACGAGCAGGCGCGCUACCUGGGCCUCAACAAGGGCGGCCCCUUCAAGGCAAACUACUAUCGGUACUGAACACAAGCCACCCGUGCCGCUGUCUCCGUGUGGCCCACCCCGACUCCCGCCACACCUCGCUGGUGUCCCCGCCUGCUCCCUGUGUGGCCCCACUCACUGCCUCUCAAUCACGAAGUAGACGGGCCGAGGUGAGCACGUGGCUCUGAGGUCAGCCUGCUGAACUGGAGCCACCGAGACCCUGGGUGUUGCUCAAUGUGGUUCAACCCAUUACUUGGCGAUGCUGCUGUUGGCAGUGGUGCACAAGCAAACAAUCGCAACACAUUUGUCAAUGACACUGACUUAUAGGACAUUUUUCAGCACUUGCCCGAACUGCAUUGGCUUCCGGUUGCCCAACGAAUACAUUAUGAGUUCGCACUCAUUACACACAAAGUGCCUACCACAAAUAAACCACAAUACCUUGCUGGUCUCGUCAAGGAGCAUCAACCAUCAGCACGGAAACUCCGGUCAUCCUUGCAGUGGCUUUUGGCUAACCAUCGAUGCGUUUCUGUGGCCGUCUGGAAUGUUCUUCUUCCAAUAUUAGGAAGCCACUGGCACUAUGCACUUUUCAAUAAUCUAGAUUGAAACUAAUUUCUUUAGAACUGCUUUUUGUUUUAAAUUUCAAUUUGAUGUUUUCGUGACUGCAGGGAUUCAUCUUCUUGGUUCUUUCGGUAAAGUCACGUAGAAGGGAAAUAAUAAAAUAAUACAAAUAAAACAUAAUAAAAUAAUUCUCACGACGUUUCGGCCACAACGCACUGUCUUUCCGACAGACCUGUUCUUCACCUGAGGACGGCUGCUUGCGGUGUCUUUCUGACAGACCUGUUCUUCACCUGAGGACGGCUGAUUGCGUUGUGGCCGAAACGUCGUGAGAAUGAUUUUAUUAUGUUUUAUUUUUAUUAUUUUAUUAUUUCCCUUCUACGUGACUUUACAGAAAGAACCAAGAAGAACUGCUUUUUGUGUUUAGUUUGUUGUCCUUACCCCUCACCUAUUAGCACAGUUGGCUACGUACGGUGAAAAAGAAGUUCAACAUACAUACACUUUAACACGUAGGCUUUCGCGACCAAUAUCCAUAAUAAAGGUUUUUGGGUUAGAUCGUGUAAAUACAAACUGAGUACGACGUUUCGCCAGUAAUUACAACUAGCUUCAUCAGGCGACAGCCAGAUUUGUGGCAUAAUGUACAUUGCCUCAGUAAUCCCCCCCCCCCAAAUUGUACAAGAGCGCAGAAGGGUGAUCAACACAUCUAUGCCUCUAUAUAAGGAAUGAAACAGUAAGACUUCUCCACAAAUCUGGCUGUCGCCUGAUGAAGCUAGUCGUAAUUACUGGUGAAACGUCGUACUCACUUUGUAAAUGUUGUGGCUUGGCUCUCCACAAAACCGGUGUGCUGUACUAGUGACGAAUUGGCACGUUCUGUUUACGUGACAACCCUUACUAGUUGGCUGUGUCGGGUGGUGGCGGGUUUUCACGACACAUUUAUAUAUUUACGUGAUCUAACCCAAAAACCUCUAUAAUGGAUACAUACACUCAUGUGCCAUGGCGGAUGGCCAUUGCCCAGAACGUCAGCGAUAAUAUAUUGUUCCUCAUAAGGCUGUGCUUUUGACGAAUGUAUUCUCGUUUUUAUGAUUAACCGGGGUCUCUGGUGGCUUGGCAUGGCCCUGACACGGCUCAGAUGUGCAGUGGAGAAAAAAUCACGAGAGGUCAGGCCAUCGAGCUGGUACUGGCAAGAUCUUUGGGUUUGAAGGCAGGUUUCACCUGCUUGUGAAUAAACUGGGUUCUCAAGUGCAGCGAGUUGGUGAUGGUCUCAGCCUGGUCACCAAACACCCGUGGCACCCACACACAAAAAAGAUCGUAUGAAAUUUGAUUGUGCACUUAAUUUGUCCUAGCCAUGAGAAAUAAAAAUAUCACUUUGAUCAUCA
Molecule: messenger RNA, 3458 nt
Organism: Lethenteron reissneri (Far Eastern brook lamprey)
Lineage: Eukaryota; Metazoa; Chordata; Hyperoartia; Petromyzontiformes; Petromyzontidae
Product: S-adenosylhomocysteine hydrolase-like protein 1
Biological process (GO): L-methionine cycle
Cellular component (GO): cytosol
Source: RefSeq, a predicted model, not a curated record